Molecule: messenger RNA, 6974 nt
Organism: Anolis carolinensis (green anole)
Lineage: Eukaryota; Metazoa; Chordata; Lepidosauria; Squamata; Anolidae
Gene: sh3rf1
Product: SH3 domain containing ring finger 1
Exons: 12
Coding region: 675-3293 (872 amino acids)
Biological process (GO): positive regulation of proteasomal ubiquitin-dependent protein catabolic process; positive regulation of JNK cascade; protein ubiquitination
Molecular function (GO): metal ion binding; ubiquitin protein ligase activity; protein binding
Source: RefSeq, a predicted model, not a curated record
GGGCGGGGAAUGGAGAUAUGCUGAGGGUUGGGAAGGAAGGCUGGCUGGCUUAGGGAAGAAGAGGGAGGGCAUUUUGUGUGUGUGUGGCUUUCUCCUUUUUUUUUGCCCCCCCCCCCCCUUUAGGACGGAGGCGGGUUUGCUGGCUCUCUUCCUCACAGAGAGAAAAGGGAGACACCGGAGAGGCCAGACGAGGGAGGCGGCGAGGAGUUUCCAGGAAGAGAGAAAGAGAGAGAGAGAGAAGGAGGGCCCUUUUCCUCCUCCUCCUCCUCCUCUUUUCUCCUCCUUCCCUGCAUCAGCCCUCUUUGGGGGAAAGGAAUAUGGAGAGAGAAGAAGCGCUCUGAGGGAGACAAAGAGGCGCGAAAGGCGAAGAAGGAGGCAAAGACUGAGAGGAGAGGAGCCUCUCCUUCCCGGAGAAGAGGGGAAAAAAAGCCUCCAUUCGGAGCAGGUUGCCGCGAAGGGCUUCUUCCCCCGCUUCCUUCACCCUCUGGAACAAGCCAGGCUUCGUGUUCAAUCGCCAUCGAGACCGCCCUUGCCCUGCCUUGGCUUCCCUCCCUCCUCUUUCUUCCUUUCUGAGAGAGAAGAAUAAAAAGGCAUGGGUAUUACAUGAGCCCCUUAUCUUGUUCCGAAUGGAUAUGAUUUUCGUAAAAGCUUAUUCACUGGUGAACUAGAUAAAGAUGGAUGAAUCAGCAUUACUGGAUCUGCUGGAAUGUCCUGUCUGCUUAGAACGCCUUGAUGCUUCUGCAAAAGUCUUGCCUUGUCAACAUACAUUUUGCAAAAGAUGUCUUUUAGGCAUUGUGAGCUCCCGAAAUGAGCUUCGCUGCCCAGAAUGCAGGACGUUAGUAGACUGCAGUGUUGAUGAACUUCCCAGUAAUAUUUUACUGGUUCGAUUGCUGGAUGGCAUCAAGCAAAGGCCUUGGAAACCUGGUGGUUUGGUGAGUUCUACAAAUUCAUUAAGAUCCCAGACUAGCACUGUUGCUAACUGCAUUCCAAAAGACUUGCAAAGUUCUCAAAGUGUCCAGCAACAAAGAGUACAAGCACGGAGUCCUCCUGUUAGGGGUGUACCUCAGUUACCUUGUGCCAAAGCAUUAUAUAAUUAUGAGGGGAAAGAGCCCGGAGAUCUAAAAUUCAGUAAAGGUGACAUCAUCAUAUUACGUCGGCAAGUUGAUGAAAAUUGGUAUCAUGGAGAAGUUAAUGGUGUCCAUGGAUUUUUUCCUACAAAUUUUGUCCAGAUCAUUAAACCUUUACCUCAACCUCCACCUCAGUGCAAAGCACUUUAUGACUUUGAAGUUAAAGACAAGGAAGCAGACAAGGAUUGCUUGCCCUUCUCAAAGGAUGAUAUUUUGACCGUGAUUCGACGAGUAGAUGAAAACUGGGCAGAAGGAAUGCUGGCUGACAAAAUAGGAAUAUUUCCUAUUUCAUAUGUUGAGUUUAACACAACAGCAAAGCAGCUGAUAGAGCUAGACAAGCCAUCCAGUUCUACAGCAGACUGUGGAGAAGGCACAUCUGGUGCAUCUCACAGCAAUUCUAUUCAGAAGCACACGGAUACAAAGAAGAACACCAAAAAGCGCCACUCCUUUACCUCCCUUACCAUGUCCAACAAGGCCUCACAAUCAUCUCAGAAUCGUCACUCAAUGGAAAUCAGCCCUCCUGUCCUCAUCAGUUCCAGUAACCCCACUGCUGCAGCCCGCAUAAGUGAACUUACAGGUCUUUCCUGCAGUGCACCUUCUCAGGUUCAUAUCAGUACCACAGGGCUAAUUGUGACCCCACCACCCAGCAGUCCAGUAACAACAGGGCCUUCAUUUACUUUUCCACCUGAAGCUACCUACCAAGCUGCUCUUGUUAAUAUGAAUCCCCCUCUGCUUCCACCACCGCCCCCACCUCUGUUGUCUGCUACAAUAAUUGCCCCAGCUCCUACUGGGCUUCCUUCAAGCAUGGCUCAAAAGUCUGCACCAGUAUCCACUGAGCAAAUAACACAUUUGAGACCACAGACAAGACCAAGUGUGUAUAUUGCUAUUUAUCCGUAUGUUCCUAGAAAAGAAGAUGAACUGGAACUGAGAAAAGGCGAGAUGUUUUUGGUGUUUGAACGUUGUCAGGAUGGCUGGUUUAAAGGAACUUCCAUGCAUACAAGCAAAAUUGGUGUGUUUCCUGGCAAUUAUGUGGCACCAGUUACUAGGGCAGUGACGAGUGGCUCCCAAACAAAGGUUCCUGUAUCUACUGCUGGCCAAUCAGGGCGGGUGGUGACCAUGGUCAGUACUUCCACUGCUGGAGGAACAUUGCAGAAACUUCAGGGAAAUGGUGUAACAAUGAAUUCCAGUGCAGUACCCACUGCUGUAGUUUCUGCAGCUCAUAUACAAACAAGUCCACAGACCAAGGUUCUUAUGCAUAUGACUGGCCAAAUGACAGUCAACCAGGCUCGCAAUGCAGUUAGAACAGUUGCAAUACACAACCAAGAAAGACCUACAGCCACCGUGACACCAAUUCAGGCCCAAAAUUCAGCAUGCCUUAUUCCUGCUGCUGUAAUUAUUCCACACCAUUCUGUUGUCCCUCAACAACUGCAACCUCAAAUUUCAAAUGCUGCUGCUUAUAUCACAGCUGUGAAUAUCAAUCGGGCCAAUGUCCCACUGGCUUGUGCAUCAUCCUCAUUAAACUCUCCUGGCACUUCUGCAUCUCUGGAUGGAGAUACAAAUGGAAGGAUUGUGACAGUUCACACUGGAGCUCCAUCUUCCCCUGAGAAUACUCUAGUAGCUUCAGGGGUUACUAUUCUCAGUAAACCUGACAGAGAUGGGAAGAAAGAAAAAAAGGGCUUGCUGAAGUUACUUUCAGGAGCAUCUACCAAGCGUAGACCUCGAGUAUCUCCACCAUCAUCACCGACUCUGGAGGUUGAGCAGGCAGCUGCAGAGGUUGUCUUACAAGGUGCUGUGGGCCCAGAGAUUUCAUCAAAUUCCAAUAAUGGAAGAGCUGAAUCCUGUCCCAUGGACAACGAAGCAUCAACAACAGUGCAGGAGAAUAGCCAUCGGAAAGGAAGUACUCUGGAGUCAAAUAUCCCAAUUGCUCCACCCCCACGCCAGCCCUGCUCUUCAUUGGCUCCAGUCCUUAAUGAAUCUAGACCUGUGAUCUGUGAGCGACACAGAGUUGUGGUAUCCUAUCCUCCUCAAAGUGAAGCUGAGCUUGAACUUAAAGAAGGAGACAUUGUUUUCGUACACAAAAAGCGUGAAGAUGGCUGGUUCAAAGGCACAUUGCAGCGGAACGGAAAAACUGGCCUUUUCCCUGGAAGCUUUGUAGAGAGUAUCUGAGAAGACGCUUUUCAGACGUUCAAAUCACACAGCACUAUAAAAUAGCACAAAUAUUUUACGAGAGAGUAUGCAGCCAUGGAAGACUUUUUAACUGACUGUAAUAUAAACAAAUUUAUAUUUAUGUUUUCCAGUAUCCCACAGCACAAUUCAGCCAGCAAAGAAAGGUGAUGAAAUAUUUUCUGGCUGUUUUUUUAUCAUUUUGAAUUUUUAAGUAUAAUGCGUGCCUUGUAAUAUCUGAUUUGUUCUACAAAGGAAUCGUUUUUUAAAAUGUAUAACACAAAGGAGCAAUUGUUUACAAGGCUGCAAUUAAUUUAUUCUUGGUUUCCUAAACUUGAAUUCUGUUAUUAUAGUUAAAUCUUAGUGGUUGUGAUUAACAAAUUAUUAAUUUAUGAAAUAAGGUAAGGAGAAGCUGGAUUAUCUCCUUAUUCAAAGGCAUAAUGAUUGGCACAUGGCUUUCUCCCACUGUAUAUGACAGUGAUGUGAGUUUGUUUCAUAGGGUAUUGUUGGUUGUUUUGAUGGUGAAGUGGUGUCAAAUUGAACCAUGAAAAGUGGGAUAAAAUGGCAUUGUGGGUUUUUCUUGUUUUGGAUGAGAAACUGUCUGCCAAUAGCAAGUCUAAAUAUCCCAGAUAAGGUAACAUUUUUAAUGGCAGAAUUGCAACUGUGCAACCUUAAAACCUUAAUUUUAAAUCUUAACAUUCUCAAAGUGAAAAUAAAAAAGGGGGAAAUCAACUUCCUCUAGCUUCUGUUUGUUCAAAUGUUUUGAAUAUCUGUCAGGAUCUAGCUUUGCAGAUUUGGCUGGCUCUUUGGGCACACAGCACCACAGAAUAUAAAUGAGAUUUAAAAAGAUGCUAGUAACAAAACACUUGCAAGAAGUGAGAAAUUGUAUGAAUGAUUAGCUUACAGGAUUCCAAAACUGAAUUUCAACAGUUGCACACACUGUCCAAAUAUGUCAAGAAAUGUUUGUUUCUUUACCUUUUCAAAGUGAUUUGCAUGGCUAAGAGACAAUUUUACGAUGUUUGAGCAAUAGUGGUGGUCAGUGAAACACUUGUGUUUUUAAAGUAAAGGCUGUAAGAACACUGUGAAACUUUUGCUAAUUUUGUAACUAUUGCUACUUUCAUAUGUCUUAACUUGUGUUGCAUGUAUUACCAGAUUCUCACAGGCAUACAAAACAGUAGCUGAUUUGUAUAUUGCACUCCAGUGUCUUCCAGGUUACCUGGAUGAUAAAUCAGUCAUUUAUCUGCUAGCACAGAACCACUGACCAAGACCAGUGAAUGAUUGGUUUCUGAUUAUUAAAAAGUGUUCUGAGUCUUCAACAUCAUUCCAACCAUAGAUAUUUAGCAAAAUAAGAUGUUUGAGCAACCAUAUCACCAAGUUAAUUUCAUGCAUGAAAUAAUGUAUUUCCAACUCAAAUUUUAUUACUUGCUACCCCUGAAUAUGUACAUUUCCUUAUAAGCACACUGCCAAAUCACUCCAUUUUCUAUCUUACGUAAGGAAUUGUUUGGAGCUAUUCUUCAAUACAGAGAAGAGGCAACAUUCAGCAUAGCUUCUAUUCCCUGUCUCUUAAUCUUGGCCUUGGGGAUGUAUGAAGAUAAUAUCAGUAAGUUUUAAGCUAUAUGGGACAUAGAAUGGUCAGACUCUUCUUUUGGUUUUUCUCAACGAAAGUAUAAUGCUUUGAUUGCAAUGUUUUUAAAAUUGUCCAACACAUGGUAAGGCCAAUAAUCCAAAUCUUUCACUUCCUCAAUGAUCUGUUGUCAUGUAUAGCUUCUAAUUCUUCCCCAUUCUUUUUCAUGCUGUUUAAAGUGGCUAGAAGAGCUAAAAAAGGGUGAGAUAUAAAUUAACUAGAAGAGAAACACCUUUGGUGAUUUACACUCCCAGUAAUAUAGAGGCUGUGGGGAGGUGAUUUGAAUUGAGAACUGAAAAACCAGACUCUUGGGUGUCUGGGAACUACCAGUGACUAAUUCUGAAAUUAAUACUGUAAAUUGAAUAGCCUGCAUAGUCAUGUAUAAGUCUAGAAAUUUUAGUCAAAAAAUCAACCCCAAAAAACUAGGUCGGCUUAUCCAUGGGUCAAUGUGAGUACUGUACUUUAACUCUUAUCAAAAGUGGAACCAUCCCCUUUUAGAGUAGAGUGAUGGAAGGCAUCCUUCUACUCUCUCUGCCAUAAUGCAGUUUCUGGCCUUUCUGAAUGCCUGGGUGGGGAAAUGGUGGUGAUGGCAACCAUGGGCACCUGGGCUCCAGGGGUUGCACUAAUACUUUCCCCUCUCCACCAAAAUCCAUAAUUUUGUCCCAAAAUCUACCUUCAGAUUACAUAUAAGGUACUACUAUUUCCAAUAAUGUCAACAUUUCCCCAGAGGUUUCUUUUUAAGGACAUGCCACUGAUGACCCAUAGUUUACAUUCAAGGGUGCGCCUACACUUUAGAAUUAAUACAAUUUGACACCACUUAACUGCCAUGAUUCAAUCCUGGGAUUUAUAGCAUGCUUAGGCAGCAGCAUGCUUUCACAGCUAAGGAGCUUAUAAAACUACACCUGUGAAUCCAUAGCAUUGAGCCAUGGUAGUUAAAGUUGUGUCAAACUGCAUUAAUUUUGCAGUGUCUUUAUCACUGCAUGACUGUAGCAAGCAGUAGUGAAACUGACUUGACUUGCUCCUGUUUUAUAUUUAGCCAAGUGACACUACCUUUUAUUUAAACAUGUAACAUGCAAAAAUUCAGUGGGUACCUUAGCUUAGUUAAACUGCCAUGGGAGAAAAUUUAAUCUGUUGCCAAUUGUGCAGCUGUAGAAGGCAAAGAACUCUGUUAUGAGGAAAUGAGAGUGACCUUAAGCUCAGCACUUUCUUCCCUACUAUCACAGUAGAACUUGUGGCAUAAUAUGAAUCGAAGGAGAGAAAUGCAAAAUACAGGAGAGAGAAAAAAUAAGAGUAACUGGUUGUUGUCUAAUGAUUUUGUGAUGUAAAACACAUUUCUUUACUAAACAAAUGGGAGGAGAUAAUUAUUAGCUGAAGGAGUUUCUUUAAAUAUCAACUGAUUUCACAACAGUCUUAUGAGAAAAUUGAAAGUGAAAUCAUUCCUAAGUUAAAACCCAUAUGAGACACUGUACAAUGUUAGUUUACUUGAAUGUUCAUAUGAUAAACAAGCUAUUUGAAAUAGGGAAAUGCUGGACUUGGCUUUCAUCAGCAUAAAACUGACACUAACGUGUCGAUAUUAUUUUCACAUAUUAGUGUUUUUAUAUAUUAAAGACUACUACAGAGAUUUUUUUCUCUUUUCCAUAAGAUAGAAUACUUGUGUGACACAAGUUCCUCUAUUCAUAGGGUUUUAUUAUGUAGAGUCUAUCAGAAAUUAAAUUAAUACAAUAGUGUUGUUAGAUAUAAUACAUUUUCUAAUGACGUUUUAAAAGAAGGAAUCACUUUUAAGUUUUAAGAGCUUGUUACACAAUGGUACAGCAAAAAAGAAACGCGGUUUUCCAUGCCUAGUGACAUUUAUAAAUUUGUGCAAGUUGGAUUGGGGUUUGGGGUUUAUUGCUUGUGUGUAAUCCAGUGUAAGAACAAAAUAAACCCAUUACAUUUUGGGUAUUUACUUAAAGAAAUUAUGUGGAAAAUUUUAAUGUCUAUAUUUGCGGUCCAGUGAAUGUUAUGUGUUUUUCUGUUAAAUUUCCAUUCCUAAUAAAUAUUUUCUUAGCAAACAGCUUUAA